This is a messenger RNA of Moneuplotes crassus, 690 nucleotides long. The record is from the annotation of a GenBank genome assembly. NCBI's taxonomy places the organism in Eukaryota, Ciliophora, Spirotrichea, Euplotida, Euplotidae.
UAAAAAAGUAAUAAAAUUUAUUAAAUGUCUUGGUUAUUCGGAGGAAAAAAGAAGAAAACAAAGAAGACUCCCCCAAAAAUUGACAUCUACAGCACAAAAAAGAAGAUUGACGAUCAAGUUAAAUUCACAGAAAUGAAGAUUACAAAGCAUGAAAAGUUAAUUGAAGACCUUAAGCAAGAUGCUAAAGCUGCACUCAAGAAGAAGGAUAGGAAGAAAGCAAUAAUGCUGAUGAAGAAGAAGAAACUAUACGAGGCUGAGAACUCAAAGCUUGAAGGCAUGAGGAUGAUGAUGGAACAGCAACAGAUGAACAUGGAUAGAGAAAUCAAUAAUAAGAACGUUUUUGAAUGCAUGAUCGAAGGUAAUAAAGCUGUCGAACACCUCACCAAAGAAGCAGACAUCGAUCAGUUCGAAGACAUCAGAGAGAAGCAUAUAGAGUUUGAAGAUAGAAACCUAGAGAUCAAUGACUUCUUUGCUGGUUAUUUGGACGAUCAAUGUGCUGAUGCUGAGGAUGAUAUUCAGGAACUUAUAGAUGAGAUAGAGAAAGAAGAAAUGGAUAAGAUUAAUAAUAUUAUCAAUAGACCUCUCCCCGCUGCAAAAGUUCACUCGAAAGAAGAAAAGGUUUCCCGUGAAGAAGAAGAUUUAUUAGCUGAGUUAAAUUAAUACCUAAUCAUUUCUAAAACAAUUUGGCAC